UUAUUUGUUUUUUGUAAUUUGAGAACCAAGUAAAUAAUAAGUGCAUUUCCAGGUUUGUACAUUUCUCGAACCGUGAAACAAAAAAAUUAAAAACAAGUUCAGCAAGCGAAUUGAAAAAUGUGUCUUCAACACCUUUUCUACGUACUGUUCGGAUUUGUUGUUUUGGUGAUCGCUCGCAAAAGGGAUGAUUGGCCAUCAGCAUCAUUGGAAAAUAGCUUCGAUGAAGAGGCUGUAUGUAAACUGUGUUAUAAAAAAUGUCCAGGAUCGACGCGUGAUGAAGUUGAACUAUUUGAAAAAACAACUGACCUUGAAAAUCUACCAAACAGCUAUCCGUUGAAAUGUUUCAUGCAUUGUGUUAUGGAAGAGGCCGGUGCACUACAUCGGAAUGCAGCUCAACUUAACUAUGCUCAUGUGAUGCAAGAAAUUGAUAAAUUACAAAAAGAUCACCAGAAGAUCGUGAUUGCAAUGGGGAAAGGAUGUAUAAAACGUGUGAGAGAUAUCACAGAUCCAGUUGAAUUCGCAUACGCUUUGAAUGUAUGUUGCAAAAAAAACGAUAAUGAUCAUUACUAUUUCAUUUAUUAGCGGUUUUAUGAUUUUUGUUGACAUUUCCUCACAAAACUCCUUUCGUGACUUAUGAAUAAGAGUACAAAAUACAAGGGGAAAAUCGGUACUGAAAUACUAAAUAUACUCAGAAGUAUUGAAAAGUACCGAAAAGUACCGAAACGUAUCAAAACAUACCAAAACGUACUAAAUAGGUAUUCGUUUCAAAAAAAUAGUGAAUAAUUUUUUCAUGUUUUCGACUGUCUUUUUGGUGUUACAUGGCAAGCUUGUAUGAAAC
Messenger RNA from Contarinia nasturtii (swede midge), 838 nucleotides. RefSeq lists its product as uncharacterized. Bases 118 to 582 code for a protein of 154 amino acids. The transcript is spliced from 4 exons. The record is from RefSeq and is a predicted model, not a curated record. Gene Ontology annotation, molecular function: odorant binding. NCBI's taxonomy places the organism in Eukaryota, Metazoa, Arthropoda, Insecta, Diptera, Cecidomyiidae.